Messenger RNA from Vicia villosa (hairy vetch), 1777 nucleotides. RefSeq lists its product as uncharacterized. The transcript has 10 exons. Bases 62 to 1444 code for a protein of 460 amino acids. Lineage: Eukaryota; Viridiplantae; Streptophyta; Magnoliopsida; Fabales; Fabaceae. The record is from RefSeq and is a predicted model, not a curated record. Gene Ontology annotation, molecular function: protein binding.
AUUUUAAUUUUAGGUUACAACUAAAGAGCGUCGCACCAUUGUGUUGAAUGUGAGCGAAGCAAUGAAGCGGAAGAGCUCCGAGCAGGUAUCGAAAGACAACAAUGCCGCCGAUCCAACUUCAAUCUCCAGUCUUCACCUUACUCACAAAGCUCUUUCCGAUGUAUCAUAUUUGGCCAGCUUCAAUGACUUGGAGAAGCUUGACCUAACGUUCAACAAUCUCACUUCACUUGAGGGUUUGAGAGGUUGUGUUAAUUUGAAGUGGUUAUCUGUUGUGGAAAAUAAAUUAGAAAGCUUAGAAGGGAUUCAAGCACUUACUAAGCUCACUGUAUUAAAUGCGGGGAAAAAUAAACUCAAGUCUAUGGAUCAGAUUGCGUCACUUACUACCAUCCGUGCACUGAUUUUGAACGACAAUGAGAUUAACUCCAUUUGCAAACUUGAUCAGAUGAAAGAAUUGAAAACUCUCGUUCUAUCCAAAAAUCCUAUCCGUAAAAUUGGUGAUGCUCUGAAGAAGGUGAAUUCUAUCAAAAAGCUUUCCCUUUCUCAUUGUCAGCUUCAGGGUAUUGACACUUCCCUCAAGUCUUGUGUUCGAUUGACCGAGCUUCGUCUUGCUCACAAUGACAUUAAGUCUCUCCCGGAAGAAUUAGUGCACAAUUCAAAGCUUAAGAAUAUAGAUUUGGGGAAUAAUGUGAUCGCAAAAUGGUCAGAAUUAAAGGUGCUCGAAUCACUCACCAAUCUGAGAAAUCUCAAUUUACAAGGAAAUCCUGUUGCUUCAAUUGAGAAAGUUACAAGAAAGAUUACUACUGCACUACCAAAGCUACGAGUAUUCAAUGCCAAACCUUUAGACAAAAAUGCCAAGAAUGAUAAAGUUCAUAUAGCAAAUUAUGCUCGCGAUUUUUCAUUAGAUCAUAUGAGUCAAAAUAACGAUGAUCUUCUUGAAGCUUCCGACAAAAAAAAGUCCAGUAAAAAGAGAAAGAAAACUGUUGAUAUUUCUGAGGAAGCCGGGGUCCUUGAUAAGGAAAAUACCGGUCAUAGCAAGGAUAAUGGAGAUAGAGAGAAAGACAAACUUAUCGGCUCUGUUGAUCUUGAAACGAAGAAUAAAUCAUCUAAGAAAAAGAAAAGAAAGGAUGAAAAGCCCUCGGACAAGGCUUUGGCUCCUGAGGACAAAAAAAAGAAGAAUCAAAAGAAUGAGAAACGAAGUCAAUUUGAUAUUAUUGAUGAUGCAGAAACUUCAUUUCUGGACCUUUUUAACAUCGAGGAUGAACAGAGUUUGAAUCAUGGUGGUGAAAUGAAAUUGAAGGACAAAAUGGCUAAGGAUUUGAAACUGUUAGGCAGCGUAGAGACCUCACCUGUCAAGCAUAAGAGUGCGAAAAUGCAUAACACGGAGUCGCUAUCAUCUCCAAUAAUAGAAAUCGGAAUGGGAGGGCAAUCAACAUGGGAUGAUUAGUGAUAUCAUAUGAUAUGCUGAUAUGCUUAAAAUUAAAACCCUACAAUUUUUGAUUAUGUAUUGCUCAAGGUGAGCUCAGUUAUUUUCUGCUUCAGUUCUUGACUUUUUGAUCAGUAUGAAUCGAACUUGGUACUCCGGGGUUUACAAUGCCCAUUGUGCACCAACCACUUGCUCUUUAUUCCAAGGGUUGCUAAUUUGUGAAAUGCACAUCAGAUUCAGGUCUUGUGACGGUGGUGGUAUCUUUAGAUUUAACCAACAGCUUUCUUGCUCUUUCCAUUAUUUAAUGAGUUGUAUGAAACUAGUUACUUCAAAUGAACUUAUUCGUGUAUGAAA